AAAACACCGUUAAUACAUCAGGAGUUGCAGUGAAAAUAUGUGGGUCGAAGGAAAAGAGAAAAUUAAGAUAAUUUUAAGCCAGGACCUGCAAAAAACCCAUAGGGUUCAUGAAUUCAAUAAUGCUGAGUAUAAAAUUAUAAGAUGCCGAAAGGAUUUAAAGUGUCAUUAAAAAUGCUGAAACUUAAAAAGUGGACAUAUUCCUGGGAAAUUAGACCAAACGUAUAGCCAUGGCGAGCCGACUGCUGCACUGCAUCUUCUUUCUAAUUCUUGUUAGCUUGACAGUCUUCUCGUAUUUUUCCAAAUCAAGGGCGAUGAUAAAAGAUAACUACCUUAAGAUUUCUGAGCCCAAUUCAGGCGAUUUAAUUAUGAGUCAUAUAGGGCUGCAUAAUUCUGCAGCGCCAGAAGUGAUUCUCAGGAAGGAAACUUUCGAAAACUCUAACGGAAACAGCAGUGACAGCAGCAAUGAUAUGACCAUUUCUAAUAAUCUAAAUGUCAAAGCCAAAGAUUUAAUUUCCCUAAUCAGAAGCAGGAGAGUCGACAAGAAUACGAAGCAGAAUAGCAAUAAAGGGCAGAAUGGUUUUACAAAAAGGUUAACAGAUUCCAAAAGUAUUUUGGCGAAAAAAUCAAUGGGGUUGUUAUCAAUAGAAACCGAUGUUCCCGUCCGAAUGCCUAUAGUAAGAACUAUCUACCAGCCCGGUCACCUCAACAAUGAGAUUGACGUGGAAAGAAUAUGUUCUCGGGGAGGAUUAUUCACAAAGUUGUUGGUUUUAAUCACCUCAGCACCACGUAAUGAGGCAGCCAGGAUGUCCAUUCGCCAAACUUGGAUGCACUACGGAAGCAGGAGAGACGUGGGAAUAGCAUUCGUCUUGGGGCAAAGCACCAACAGGGUGGCUAACAAGGCCAUCGACUUGGAGGAUUUUAUGUACCGAGAUAUGAUAAGGGGUCACUUUAUAGACUCUUACAAUAAUCUCACUCUGAAGACCAUUUCUUUGCUGGAGUGGGCGGAUCUUCAUUGUCCAAAGGCCAAUUACGUCUUGAAGACGGACGAUGACAUGUUCAUUAAUGUGCCCAAGCUAAUAACCUUUAUAAACACGCUAAAAGCCAAUCGCACAAUUUAUGGACGCCGGGCUGAGCAUUGGAAACCCAUUCGAAAUAAGUGGUCAAAAUAUCACAUACCCGUUUCUCAGUAUGGAAGGGCCACCUUUCCCUACUUCACCACUGGACCCGCCUACUUGCUCACCGGUGAUAUUGUACACGCUCUGUAUAUUCGAUCGCUAAAUACACCCUUUAUAAAGCUGGAGGACGUCUUCACCACAGGGAUCGUUGCAGAAAGUCUGAACAUUCCGCGGAUUAAUGUUCGCGAGAUCGCCAACACCCGCACAAAGUUCGAGGCUUGUCACAUUCGCAACAGGAUUACCAUUCACAUGGUUAGAAGCAAUGAACAGUUUGACCUAUGGAAAAAAUUACUGGACCAUACUAUUAAGUGCAUCGGAUAACAGCCGUCUUAUAAGC
This is a messenger RNA of Drosophila eugracilis, 1512 nucleotides long. Its product is annotated as beta-1,3-galactosyltransferase 5. Gene Ontology annotation, molecular function: hexosyltransferase activity. The record is from RefSeq and is a predicted model, not a curated record. Gene Ontology annotation, cellular component: membrane. Lineage: Eukaryota; Metazoa; Arthropoda; Insecta; Diptera; Drosophilidae. The transcript has 4 exons. Bases 228 to 1496 code for a protein of 422 amino acids.